AUGGCCCGGCAGGUGGGAGGAGGACCAAUGGCCGCUAGUGGCUUCAGGACGGCGGUUGGGCGGUGAGUAACGGGGUGCUGUGAGGCGAGCGAGCUAGUUGGGGGGACGCGCGUCCUUGGCUCGGGCCGCGGUUUCGCGGCGUGGCGGCGGUUGGGCGCGCGGAGGCACCUCCGGGGUUUGGCCGGCGGGAGUUUCUCGCAGCAUUUCCUUGUGAGAGGGCGCUGCUUUGGGCAGGGGGUCCUGCCGGUUCCUUUGCCCCGCCGGCUGAGGGGAUUUCCCUCACCUCAGACACGGAUUCCUGGCUACGUGGUGCGGGCAGGACCGCAGCUCAUCGCUGUUGUCUUGGGGGCACGCAAUCCGCACAUCCGCGCCACCAGGCGUAUCCUCUUCCUCGAUAUUUGGCAGAUGGAAACAGGGACGCGCUUGUAACAACCCUGUUCUGAUUCCCCCAAAAUCGCUCCCUGAAACCCCUUCCCACCAUUUCACAUGGCUGGAUGCUCUUCACCACCAGCUGCACACUCCAUUCUGCUUUCCAUCGAUUAGGAACAUGCGAAGCUGCCUUACACUGGGUCAGACCGUUGGCCCAUCUCGUUUAGUAUUGUUUGCACUGAUUGGCAGCAGCUCCUUAGUCUUUCAGACAGUGGAUUUUCUCAUCCCUCGCUAGAGAUGCUUGUGAUUGAACCUGGGACCUUCUGUGUGCCAAACAUAUGUUUUACCACUUCCCCAAGUCAAGUGAAUCACUGUUCUUUUGAUAAAGAUGUGUUUGGAAACGACACGUGUGGUUUGUGUGUGAUCCUUUGUAGAAUCACAAAAUUGUAGAGUUGGAAGGCACCCAGUGGAUACCAGCUAUGGCCCACACCUUGCAACGCCUUGUUGCAGAGUUUACUGCUUGCUACGUGGGUGGCGCUGUGGGUUAAACCACAGAGCCUAGGACUUGCCGAUCAGAAGGUCGGCGGUUCAAAUCCCCGCGAUGGGGUGAGCUCCCGUUGCUCUGUCCCUGCUCCUGCCAACCUAGCAGUUCGAAAGCACGUCAAAGUGCAAGUAGAUAAAUAGGUACCGCUCCAGUGGGGUUGUGGCGCUCAUCUCACUUUAUUGGCCAAGGGAGCCGGUGUACAGCUUCCAGGUCACGUGGCCAGCAUGACUAAGCCGUGUCUGGUGAACCAUAGCAGCGCACGGAAAUGCGGUACCUAUUUAUCUACUUGCACUCGGACGUGCUUUCGAGCUGCUAGGUUAUCUGUACUUAGGGCCAAUUGAAACACCAUAAUUUUUAUACAGAUUUUUUGGCAUGUGCGAGAUGUUGUCCUUGCCUAGUCAAAUGAUUUAACAUGGUUCCAGAUUUAGACUAGCUCAUGUUCUGAAUUUUCUUUCAGAACACUUGAUUGUGCACAUUGUUUUAAGUAUGCUGCUACAAUCUGUAAUGUAUUAACUACUUGUUAUAAUAUCAAAAACGAGGAUUUGUUUAGGGCUGUCGUGUGAUUAAAUAAUUCUUAGUUGAUUAAUGAGUGGAAUAAUGCGUUUGUUAAAUUUGCAUAGGCAUUAAAACAACAGCUCUGAAAAAAGCAAGCUUUUAACUGACUAAGCUUUUAACUGAUUAAAUGUUGCAGCUGGUAUUUCCAUUUGUAAAGUAGAAUACUGCCAGAUAGGUAGGAUAUAAAUUAAAUAAUAUAUGGUUGUAACUUGGAAGUGAGUUGCAGAGCUAAUUUUUGCAUCAUCAAGAGAGCUUCUCUGUGACCUUCCUAUUCAUGUUUGAUGCACAGGGAGUGCAAUAAAAGGGGCUGAAGGAUUUACAUUCUAGAAAGAGUUCCUAGUAAGAUAUGUUACAACAAAUAAGUUCAUUUAAAUGUAAAUUUGUUUCGUGCCAUAUCUUUUAGGCUUAGGUAUUUGCUCAUGGUGUCCUGAUCACAUGUUACAUGCAAACAUACAUGAAAACACCUGCCAUCAAUGAAAGCAUGCUUAUCAAUAUAUUUCCCCCAGAUUUGUGGCCCACCACAGGGUUGUUGUCUUGCACAGCAAUUACGUAAGUGGGGAAAUAGCAAGCAAACCCAGAAUGGAGUACUGAAUGGAGUGUUUAUUAUAAAACGGAGAGCAUUUAGUAGAUACAAAUUUGUCUAAAGUUUUUACAGUCUGUGCCCUUUUUGUACCACCAGCUUAAAUGAACUUGUCCUAUGGAGAGAUAGGCAGAUAGAAGACUUUCUCAAUGCUGACUGCAUUGUUACAGAAUUCCCUCCCAUUGGAUGUGUGUUUCUCUCAUUGACUGGUUUUGUUUUCUUCUGCUUUUAAGUGAUAAUGAUAUUAGUCUAUCUAGGUUCUUAAUGUUAUAAUGUUUAAGUAUUGCUGCUAUUUUUUUUAGUGCUGAUUUUGAAAUUAUUUGAUUUUUUAUUAUUGUAAAUCUUAGAUGUGAUUUUUAACCUGUUUUACAAUUAUCUUAUUUUAUGACCAUUGUAUGUUUUGACUCUGAGAGAAUAAAUAUCUAAAUAAACAAAAUGUUAAAAAUAGUAUGCAUUAGUGAAAAUGCCAGUUUUGAUGUCCAUAGUCAACUUCUAAAAGUUGACAAUAAUAUUUUAAUGUUACUGUGAUGUUAUUUUUGCUUAAAAAAAAAAGAGUUCUGCAGUCUUACACUAAUUUAUCAGGAAGUAAACCCUAUUAAUAUAGCAGUGCCCCAUAGUGGUACAACCUUCUGGAAUAGUUAAGUUUAUUUUAUUAUUAUUUAUUUUAUUAUUGUUAUUUUAUAUACAAUUUUUAAAAAUAUUUUUCUUCUAAAGUGGAUUUAAAAUAAAAACAAAAGCAAUUUGUCAAAAACAAUAUUAAAUCACCUUAUUGUUUAUAAUCAAAUUGGUUUCAACAAAGUUUGGACAAAUGCACUUACUCUAUAAACCUUUCAGAAGCUGUAACUGAGAAGGUGAGAAUAAACUCUCUUUGGAACAGUUAAAACACACUUCUCAAGAAAUUAUUUUCUGCUUUUACCUCAGGCUGCCAGAAAGAAAAAUGUUAAAUUUCACCAUGAUUUUAUUUAAUAUUUUUAUGCAAUAUUGAGCAAAUAAGCAGGUUCAUGUAAUAGUGCAGAGUUAAGUCCCCCCAUGCUGUGCACAAAAAAGCAGAAUUUACUCAAUUUUGCAUUUGUUUCUUGUAGUAUUUUUAAGUUGUCCUAGUCUUGUGCCUAAGCUCUGCACCUUAAAUGAAGUUUUCCCUCUUGGAUUAUAUAUCCAACAAGAACAUUCCCUAGAAUUUGGCAGGAAACAAACAUAGUUUAUUUACAUAGUGUGAUCUCUUUUGUAAAUGUUAUAAAUCACAAAAUGUGCAUAUGUUUGACUAACUGUUUGAAUUUCCCCCCCAGUGCACUAAAAUCCAGAUUUUUGGGGAUAGCGUCAAACAGAUCCAAUCAGCAGGAAUGCAUGGAUAAUUAAAGCUUCCAAAAAUGAGUCGUGAAUUGUUACCCUUCUUCUGGAAUCCACAAUUUGAGGACAGUAAGUAGUUAUUUUUGCUUUGUGUGGUGUUUUAGAGAUGCAAUUCUGUCAAGUGAACAAACAAACUAUCAAAAGAGAGAGAGAGAGAAAUCACACUGACAUUUAGUUGGUGUCAUCCAAAAGGACUUGCUGAUAAAGGCUUUUGUAUGUUAGGAACAUAAGUUUUCCUCUGUUGAUACCUUUUAAAUAUUUAUUUGUAGGUUUUAACAGUCAUUGUGUUUUGUGGAAGAAAUUGCAGGUAGCAAUCCUGGGCCAUUAGAAAGCAUCCUGGAACAACAUUAUUAGGAUUAACUAAAAUUUCUCAAAACAUUGAGCAAGACUUCAGGCUCCGUAGAAGCAUUCCUAAGACUAGAUGUUCAGUCUCUAUGGAUGGAGGCUCAUAACAUUAUACAGGAGGCAGCAACUAAAACCACCCCAGUGAAAAGGAAAUGCAAGAAAGCAAAGUGGCUGUCCAACAAGGCCUUACAAAUAGCGGGGGAGAGAAGGCAAGCAAAAUGUGAGGGAGAUAGUGAAAGAUACAGGAAAUUGAAUGCAGAUUUCCAAAAAAUAGCAAGGAGACACCAGAAGGCCUUCUUAAACGAGCAAUGCAAAGAAAUAGAGGAAAACAAUAGAAUGGGAAAAGCCAGAGAUCUGUUCAAGAAAAUUGGAGAUAUGAAAGGAACAUUUCGUACAAAGAUUACCACAAUAAAAGACAAAAGUGGAAAGGACCUAACAGAAGCAGAAGACAUCAAGAAGAGGUGACAAGAAUACACAGAGGAACUAUACCAGAAAGAAAUGGAUGUCUCGUACACCCCAGGUAGUGUGGUUGCUGACCUUGAGCCAGACAUCCUGGAGAGUGAAGUCAAAUGGGCCUUAGAAAGCACUGCUAAUAACAAGGCCAGUGGAAGUGAUGAUAUUCCAGCUGAACUAUUUGAAAUUUUAAACAAUGAUGCUGUCAAGGUGCUACACUCAAUAUGCCAGCAAAUUUGGAAAACUCAGCAGUGGCCAGAGGAUUGGAGAAGAUCAGUCUACAUCCCAAUCCCAAAGAAGGGCAGUGCUAAAGAAUGCUCCAACUACCGCACAAUUGCACUCAUUUCACACGCUAGCAAGGUUAUGUUUAAAAUUCUACAAGGCAGGCUUAAGCAGUAUGUGGACCGAGAACUCCCAGAAGUGCAAGCUGGAUUUCGAAGGGGCAGAGGAACCAGAGAUCAAAUUGCAAACAUGCGCUGGAUUAUGGAGAAAGCUAGAGAGUUCCAGAAAGACAUCUACUUCUGCUUCAUUGACUAUGCAAAAGCCUUUGACUGUGUUGACCACAGCAAACUAUGGCAAGUUCUUCAAGAAAUGGGAGUGCCUGAUCACCUCAUCUGUCUCCUGAGAAAUCUCUAUGUGGGACAAGAAGCUACAGUUAGAACUGGAUAUGGAACAACUGAUUGGUUCAAAAUUGGGAAAGGAGUACGACAAGGCUGUAUAUUGUCUCCUUGCUUAUUUAACUUAUAUGCAGAAUUCAUCAUGCGAAAGGCUGGGCUGGAUGAAUCCCAAGCUGGAAUUAAGAUCGCUGGAAGAAAUAUCAACAACCUCAGAUAUGCAGAUGACACAACCUUGAUGGCAGAAAGUGAGGAGGAAUUAAAGAACCUUUUAAUGAGGGUGAAAGAGGAGAGCGCAAAAUAUGGUCUGAAGCUCAACAUCAAAAACGAAGAUCAUGGCCACUAGGCCCAUCACCUCCUGGCAAAUAGAAGGGGAAGAAAUGGAGGCAGUGAGAGAUUUUACUUUCUUGGGCUCCAUGAUCACUGCAGAUGGUGACAGCAGUCAUGAAAUUAAAAGACGACUGCUCCUUGGGAGAAAGGCGAUGGCAAACCUAGACAGCAUCUUCAAAAGCAGAGACUUCACUUUGCCAACAAAGGUCCAUAUAUUUAAAGCCAUGGUUUUCCCAGUAGUGAUGUAUGGAAGUGAGAGCUGGACCAUAAAGAAGGCUGAUCGCCGAAGAAUUGAUGCUUUUGAAUUAUGGUGCUGGAGGAGACUCUUGAGAGUCCCAUGGACUGCAAGAAGAUCAAACGUAUCCAUUCUGAAGGAAAUCAGGCCUGAAUGCUCACUGGAAGGACAGAUCGUGAAGCUGAGGCUCCAAUACUUUGGCCACCUCAUGAGAAGAGAAGACUCCCUGGAAAAGACCCUGAUGUUGGGAAAGAUGGAGGGCACAAGGAGAAGGGGACGACGGAGGACGAGAUGGUUGGACAGUGUUCUCGAAGCUACAAACAUGAGUCUGACCAAACUGCAGGAGGCAGUGGAAGACAGGAGUGCCUGGCGUGCUCUGGUCCAUGGGGUCACGAGGAGUCGGACACGACUAAACAACAGAUGUUCAGUUAAAAAAAGAAAAAAUAUGUUUCAGAACAUGGCUGGAAAAGCUCUAUGAUCUGCAGGAAUUAACUGUAGAUGUGAUGAGUCUUCAUAUAUUUUUCAUAAAUCUGCUUCCAAAUUGGACUUCCAAAUAAUUUUGGCAAGAUCAGGGUAGGCAAAGGUCAAAGAAGGAAAGGAAUGAAGGGAGAGAUUGGUGUUGGAUUGCUUGUACAGCCGAAAGGACUCUUUAACUUUCACAUAUUUGACUAAUCCCAUUUAAGUUUCAGAGUUAGGCAGCACUCUUACAUUCCAAAAGUACGACAACUAGACAUUAGUUUUUAACAUUUUUCUAAGAAUCAUAGGGAACCAUAUUUUGCAUUAAAUGUCAGGUCCUGAAAUAAAAUAUCCUGAUACAUAGUAUUGAUUUUACAGUCCUUUCUGUUUUUUCCCAAUGAAAGUUAAAGAUAUAUUUUCUGGUCUCUCUUUGAUACCUUUGUGCUCUAGCAAUAUUUUAUUUUUUUCCAAUUUUUAUCAUGUUUUUACAAGAAAAUCUCUCUUGUCUUAAAAAAUGUAGUGAAAAUUCCAAUAAGAAAUAAACUGUCAAUUUCUCCACUGAAUCCCCUGGCACUGCUGGUCCAUUCCUUCAAUGUACUUUAUCCAUUUCUGUUCAGAACCAUCAUCAUCCAAUCCAUCAUUGUUGAUGCUGAUCCAGAUUUUUAGUGCCAGGGAAGAACAGGCUGUACAGCUGCUACAAGAUUUUGUUGUAACUCAGUUGUCCGUUAAUAGACUCCUUCCAAAUGAUUCACUAUUAAAGUUAUCAUAUCAAGAUUCAGUUUAAUGCUCAUCAUUAGAAUUAUAGUCUUAUCACCUAUAUCCAAUAGCGUUGAAUAUAUUGAAAUCUCCACUAAAGAUGGAAAAAAUGUAUGUGUGAUCUGUUUGACAUUUUCAAUAUUUGAAUAUCUGAAAGACUGUCUCAUUACCUACAGACCCUCUUGGGUGUUAAGAUCAGCCCUGUGUGAUGAAGGGUGGGUAAAAUUUGAGUUGAUAACAAUAAUUAAUAAUGAAUACAUUUGAUAAAAUAUUUUAUUUAACACGCUAGCAUUAGAUUCAAUAGUUUAUGUUCCCUCAGUACAGAAAGAAAAUUGCUUUAUUGAAGUUUAAUUUUUACUUCAUUGAUAGUUCAUUGUUAUUUAUAUGUAUUUCUUUUUAUCUCUAGCUUUUAAUCUAACUAAUACAUUUGGGACAGCAUUUUAUUGUUCUUCCUUGUGUUCUCUUCCACUGAGUUAUUAUUAUUUUUCUGAACCAGCUUCCCGUUCCUAAUUUUUACACAACAAAAUGACUGGAUCUAAAAAUACUGAAAGUUUCUAACAAUAGCAAUACCCAGCCCCAUGUUUGCAACCUGCUCUCUUCCUAUGUUAUGAAUUUAUCAAUAAUAAUCAUAUCUUAAUCUUUGUUGUUUGGGGGAAAUGCUCCUAAUAUGCCAUCCAAAUUAAACCUUCUAACAACUAUAUGGUUCAAUUUUCUGAAUAUUCAUUUCAUAGUUUAUUUUAUAAUUGUGAUAAGGCUUGCACAAGUCUAAUCUCAAACAUCUAACAGGGUUAUUCUAUCAAAUAAUGUGAGAAUGUUGGACUUAUCCCCAACAGAGACAUAUACUAACAGUGAAUAAAUCUAUGCACUUUGUAGGCAGAUAUAGUUCUAUUCUUCUCAAUUAGCUAUAGAAAAUGUACUGGAAAAUUCUAAAAUUAUGUAAUCUGUGUACAUCAUGAGGGUGUAAAUCAUCCUAAGGAUUUUCAAGUCCCAUUAUAUGUGGAGUUAAAGUACUUAACUUUGGCAGAAUCAUACCUUUACUGUUAACUUUAAAGCUAUGAAAAUAUUUAAGAAUGAUUUUGCUUGGUUACAUCCAUAUUAUUAAAGUAAAGCAUAAAACGAUCUGUUCUGAACUAGCUAGUAGUUUCAAAAGACAUUGUAAGUUGAAUGCUGUAUUUGAACAGAGUAAGUUUUGGGGAAAGGUCUGGCAGGCAGUGACCAUUUUAGGCGUGCCACAUAAGUGAGCAACUACACAUGUGUGCAUUGAUCCGAACCCAGAAGUGACCCCAAAACAUCACAAAAAGGGGUAGGGUGGCCCCAUGCAGGCCCUGCCAACGUGGAAUGUAACCCCCACACAAAUUGGUUGCUGCCUGUACACAUAAGAACUAAUGCAUAUUAGACAUGAUAGGGCGGGUGAUAUAUAACUCACAGAAAAUUGGUCAAAAUGUUACAGCAUUGAAAUAUCUUUAUGGUUGUGUUCACAUUUAUCGCUAAGCCAUGAUUUGUUCAGUAAAUCAUCUUAACAAGCAUGUUAUGGUCUGCUUUUACAAAGCUUUCUUUCUUUGUUUUCUAGUUGCUCUUGUCUCACACAUUUGAAGCAUAGUUAGCCUUUGGGGUUGAGUGUCCAAACAAACUAUAGUUAAAACAGGCCCUGGUUCAUAUGCCAAAAGUAAACCAUGGGGUCACAUAAUGGUUUGUUGGUAGAAAAGAACCAUGCUUAGUCUGCUGGGCUAGGUUCACAUGUUCAAACAAGACAUACCGGUAGUUCAAAUAAAGCAUAGACUAACAAAAUUAUGACUUUUUGUUAUGUGUAAAUCAGGCCAUUGUCUAGCUCCACAACAUAGAGUUAACAUUUUGUAAGGCUUCCCCCCCUGUAUGUGGUAUAUUUAAUAAUAAAAACUCUUAUAGGGAAAAGGGGAAUCUUCAUCUUCACUUAGUGGUUGGUUCUAGUUACAAUAGCUAGGGUUUCUAUAGCCAAAAUGUAUAAUGAGGAAUGUGAGGGACAGUUGUUUGGAUUAAUAGAAAAUAUUCUGCUAAAUGUGAAUUGACAAGUACCCUUGCUGUUGGAAAACUGUAAGUCAAGAUGCUUUCAAAAUAUAAUGGGCAUCCAGAACAUAAUAUGAAGUGCAUUUCAGGUUAAAGUUUAAACCAAUACUAUUACUAUAUGCACUAACUUGCUUCUAGUAAAACUAUAGCUUGACAGCUUUUCACCUGCAAUCCUUCCUGAUAAAGAUGUUUAGGGUUAAGGUGUACAUUUUAAUGGAUACUGUUGCCACAUUUUUAUUGAAAUGGCUCAGAAUUUGACAUAUUUGAAUGCUGAGCCUUUAGCUGAGUUGACUAAAAGAAGGCUUAAGAUUUCAACCAUUUUCCUGUUGGUUCCUGUCUUGAUUAGUUUACCAAGAUUAAGCCAGAGUACUCCAGUUUGGAUUUACUGGGGAACUCUGACUUAAUGUAAAUUAGAAUCUCUGUGCUGAAGUUGGUGUGCAAGGGGAGGACAGGCAAAGGAGGUGUAUGUGGUCAUGAGGUUUGGCCAUGCAUCAUAAAUCAUAAGUAGUAUAUGAAACUAUGGACAAUUCUCCAGAUAUGGCCAGUAUUCAUCGAAUGUGUCUAGUCCCUAUUAUACAUGCGAACCAGAGCUGUAAAGCAACUGUAAAUGGUAAUUUAAAAUGUAAGCUUCAGUUUAUAGCUGCUGUUUGUACUAUGCAUGUUUGUGUUACUGAACAGAACUGUGUUCUGCAAAAAUUAUGACAAAGCAUGCAUUUGAAAGGGAUGUUAAAGUAGUUUAUUCUGCAAGGAGGAUUUCUCAGCACCCAGGAUUGUUAAUAUAGAACUGGCUUUUCACAAUUUCCUUUGCCCCAGUUAAGUCAAGAAGCAUUACAGCUGUCAAGAGUAUCACUAUAUGUGGGGGUUUUUCAAGCUUCUUCCCCAGCAAUAAACUGGGCUGAAACUUCAGUGACAGGAAAUUUUUAGAAAGCUAAUAUACUAUUGUACAAUAUGCACAAUAACUUUUUGUGGAUAAGUUUCUAACCUCUCCAAUGGUCUUCCACCUUUUUCUUGUAGGCCUUUCCUAGCGUGAUUCCAGUGUAUGUUGCUUCAGGCUCCAAUUUAGAAAGAAGAUGGAAUUAUAGCUGAAAUUCUUCCAUAGUCUAGUUUUCUAGUAGGAUUGCCAGGUUCCAUAUGGCAUAGAGCUUCUGUGCCUUGAAUAGCUGCAAUAGAAGCAAGAAUUACAUAUUACCUUUAGGCAACUGUAGCUCUAGCUGCCACAGUGUGCUCUAGUUCAUAGUUAUAUAAAGAGGUUAUAUAAACAGGGAUUUAUAUAUAAAUAAGGAAAGUUGCAAAAUGAAGCACAGAUCAAAACACAGAGUUACUUAGGCUGUGACAGUCGCAAUUAAGGUUACUAGAUUUUGAAAACGAAAGGCCAACUAUGCCUCAAAUAAUUGGCUAGAAGAGAGAAUUUUGGCAAAUUCACUUCUCAAACUGUAGAUCUGUGGUGGUGGUGGUGGGGAACUACACAUAGUAACAUUUUCAACUGCUGGACACAGGGUCCCAGUUUGUAUUGGCAGCAUUAAUAUUAUUGGCUGUGUUUGAACUGCUAAACCUUAGUAUUACAUGAAUGAGCCUCAGACAUGUCAUCUUCACCUUUUCCUCCACUACUCUGGGGUGACUUUUGCUUCUGUUUUUAACCACAUGUUAGUGUCCUGUCCAAACCCAAGCAAACUAUGACUUACCAUAAAACAAGCAAGCAUUCACAGACAGAAACGUGCAGCUUGUCCACACCUCUGUCACUCAGGAACUAAGUCAUGGUUUAGCUUUGUUUUAUGUCCAAACCUGGGAUUGUAAUUUGCCCCACCCAAACAGACAAGGAGUGGUACAUCAAGAACAUGCCUUAGUUACAGCGCUUGGUUUGUUGGGAGUAGGGCAAAUCACAAGCCCAAGUUCGAAUGUAACUCAGAAGCCCAGGUUCGAAUAUAACUCACCAAACCAUGGCUUAGCUCUCAAAAGUGAGGGAGGAGUGACCUAGUUUCAGUUUUCUCCCUGUGAACCAGCAUACUUGCUUGGUUUGGGAUGAUGGCCAAAGCUUCCCUACCCUUGAGUUAGGUGCUGUGAUGAGACUGCCCGCUACUUUUUAAAUUUGCUUCCCUCUCUCAUAUUCACUUGUGUCAUAGGACACAAGUUUGAUACUAUUCAGUGGGAAUUCUGAGUAAACACGCCUGUAAUUGGGCUGUUAACCUACAUGGGGAACAUUUCUAGUCAGACAGACAAAUUUAAGUAUACUUAGAAAUGCUUAUCAACAGAUUUUCAGAUUAAGAGUUUACUUGCUGGUGAAGACCAAAGUCCAGCAUUAUGUUUCCACCAGUGGCUGGCCAAAUGUCUUUGGAAGCGCACACACAGGUCAUGGCUUUUGUCUGUUGCGUGUCACCAGCGUACUGCAAAGUAUAUUGCCACUUGAACAUGAAAACUACCAUGAGUAAUAGUUCUCUGUUCACUUAUGUUUGUCUAGACCGUUUUAAGAAACCAGUAAAAUGAUUUGUAAGGAGAAAAGAGUUGUGAGGCAGGUGUGUGUGUGUGCAUUCUGCAUGCUGGAUUCAAGCAAAAUCCAGAGUGUACCGUAGUUUUCACCAUAUAGGACGCACUUUUUCCCCUCCAAAAAUGAAGGGGAAAUGUGUGUGCGUCCUAUGGGGUGAAUGCAGGCUUUCGCUGAAGCCUGGAAAGGGAGAGGGGUCGAUGCGCACCGACCUCUCUCACUCUCCAGGCUUCAGGAAGCUAUCCACAAGCCUUGGGAGCCGGUCUCCCAAGGCUUGCAGAGAGCUGCCUGCAUCCCGAAGCAUCCCGGAAUUUUUUUCUUUAUUCCCCCACCCCCCCGAACUAGGUGCGCCUUAUGGGCCGGUGCACCCUAUGGGGCAAAAAAUGCGGUAAUCUUCAUUUCCUUAAGGAAUGCGUCAUUGGUUGCUAACUAAACUCUAUGCUAGGCCUGGGUGAUGUAUCAAUACAUUGCCUAGGAUCAGUUUGGGAACCAGAGUGUGGUUAUAUACCACCCAGCGGUAUGCCUGUCCAAACCCAAGCAAACUAUGGCUAUGAAUUGUGUGGGUAGCAUGGUGGAGCCUAACUACUGCAAUACAAGCCCUGAGCAGAGAAAAGAGCGGAAAGCUUUCGCAUAAGGAAGUAAAAUUCCUGGGCUUACCUUGUGUUCUUUGAUCUAUCUCUUAAGUGUGUUGAAUUCAACCUUUUGAGUACGUAGAGAUAAGCCCUUAUCAACCAGCAGUUAAAAUAACAAACCCUCCCACCUUGCUGAGUUGGACAGAAACUCCCCAAGGCUUCUGGGCUAGAGUAAAUGUGUACAAAUGUUAUACCAGUCAGCCUUGAUGGGGACAAAGUUUACACACUGAAGAGAUCCACUGCAACAAAAGUUUUGCAUUGUUUUAUGUAGUCCAAUGCAGUUUAAAGUGAGUAUUUUAAAUUAAAAUACUUAGUUUUUAACUCAAUAGAUUUAUCUAGAGAGAGAUCCAUUUCCUGCUAGCAAAUGAUGCACAUUAAAGUAAUCUGUAAAUACACAUAAUGACUCCUGUGGAGGGCAGGAGAGGUGAGUGAGUGGGUUUUCCUAUUGUCUGCUAUGAAUGAGAAAAGUGUCUCAUGCACUCUGAAUUCAAUCUGCCAUAGCUAGCAAUGGGACCAUAGUAGAAAGAAUAAAUAUUGGCAGUACAAGCUUUACAUUUUUAUUCUCUUGAAAAAUUAGCAAAUGUUUUAUAAAGCUAUUGAAUUUUUUCUUCCCAGUGGUUGGACAUCUGUUUUAUAGAACUUUUCAGUCAUAUUAUUUAAGAACAUUUAUAUUUAUAAUCAGUGCUUUUUUUCUGGGGGGAUGCUGGGGUACACAUAUCCCUAAACAUUUUGUGAAUCUAAGUUUGGCCUUUUUGAGGAGCAGUAUUUCAAUAUGAGUAGGAAAAUGAGAGUAUCCCUAAACAUUUUUUUUAGAAAAAACCACACUUUUUAUAAUGAACCAUUCCGAAAUCCCCCGCACUGUGAAUAUAAUUUUCUUUGUUCAAGAUUCUUGUAUAUGAUAUUCUUAUCUCAGUUAUAUUUUAAUUCCUUAGUUCAAAUAAUAAAAUCCUUCAUUCCUAAUUUAAUGUAUCUUAACUCUUGCACUUGUUAAGCACACACCUCUCCAACUGGAAUAAAAGCAAACUGAUUCACCUGUCACCUAAUUGUUUCUCUCUCUAUAUGUCAUUGAGUUUCAACUGUCUAUACAUUUGUUAAACAUUUGGAUGGGUGGAUCAGUUUUUGUUUGAGCACAAUUUACUAUCUUUUAAGAGAAAUAUUGUAUUUGUUGGAAAAUACACUAUUUUGAGAAGUUCUGAUAACAUUUUUUUUAAAAAAUUUUUUAGUCAGAACUUGGGAUUUUACAGACCCAAAUAUUAAGGAUUGCCUAACCACUAGAAAGAAGGUUGCCCUAGGUCUGGAAUGUACCUUAUCAUUCCUGAGUUGCAGCAUUCCUCUGAUGUCAAAUACAGUGGUACCUUGGGUUACAAACACUUCGGGUUACAAACGCUUCGGGUUACAAACUCUGCUAACCUGGAAGUAGUACCUUGGGUUACAAACUUUGCCCCAGGAUGAGAACGGAAAUCGUGCGGUGGUGGCAGCGAGAGGUCCCAUUAGUGAAAGCGUGCCUCAGGUUAAGAACGGUUUCAGGUUAAGAACGGACCUCCGGAACGAAUUAAGUUCGUAACCCAAGGUACCACUGUAGAGUCCUACAUGUUUUGAUUUUGUCAUGACAGUUGAUAAGUUCAUUGAUAGAGCCUAAAGCAGGAGUCAUGUUUUGAAGAAUGCCCUAGAUUGGUAAAAUACAAGAAGUUAGUGUGUACUGAUGGACCUCUCUAUAAAUUGACCUGGGUGUCUCCAGAGGUGAUGGCAGAGCUGAAACCUGACACUGCAUUUUCAAGAAUCUGAUUAUGAUUUGGUUCACAUGUAAUGUAGACCUAAACCAUGGGUUAGCACAAGCACACAGGCUCCCCAAAGGCAGAUUCUGGUUGCUUUGCUUCUCCUUUGUCCAAGCUUUUGCAGUACUGUGAGCUAAGCAAUGAUUUCAUGUAGCAUAUUGCCAGAACCCAGGCUUAUACUUUUUGUGCUCCAGAUAAACCAUGAAGCAGUAAAGCAGCCACAGUCUCCUCUCUGGGAACUUUCAUGUUCCUACUAAGUCAUGGUUUGGCUUAGCAUCACAUGCAAACUGGGACUAUAAGUUCUUAAUUCAAAAUAUGGUGAUGGUUUGGGAGUCAUAAAGAUACUGGUUCAGUUCAGAUGUAAUACUAAUUGUUUGGUGUUUCAUGAGCAAGCCUUAGGCUUGUGUAUCCCCUUUUCUUGCCCUUUCCUUCUUCUGUACACACUAUGUAUACACUAUUUUUGACAGAACUAGGAAGUACUGGAAGGAAUUUGAGGGAGGAGGGAGUGUAUGAUCCCAAGUUUUGUUGUGUGGUUCCAAAAUAUGGCUUGGAAUUAUGGUUGAAUAGAGCCAGUGAGACACUGAGCUUGUACAGUUCACAUAGCUGCAUGAGGACAGGUUUUUUAAAAAUAUAUUUACUAGUUUACAGUAUAUAGAAUCUUAUAUAAUGUAAACAUCAUAGUUAUAUUUUGUUGAAUUUCAUAUUGUUGUAUUUAGGGAAUCCCUUGGAUUCAGUUCUCUUUGGAGGACCAUGUGAAAAGUAUAUGCAGAGCCUGGUGCAAUUCAAGCCAAAACGUUCUUUUAAAAAAUCUUAUUAGUCUUGUUUUAUUUGGCUAUUUUCAGAUAGAAGAAUCCAGUGUUGGAAUGUCUUACUCUUGCUCUUUGAAGCUGCACUGAGUGUCAGCUUGGUUUAUCUACCUUGAAGAGCAAAUCAAUGCACAGCUUGAAGAGAGGGCAUGGGAUGUUGCCGUGCCUGGAACAAUGAUCAGGUACCAGAAUGAACCUUAGAUUUAGAACGGAAAGAAUAUUAAUAGAUGAGAAUUACAGUAGCUUACUUUUUCAACAUACAACAUGUGAAAUGUUAGGGUCUGUACCAACAUAACUCUACAAUUCUGGAGGAAAGGUGGGAUAUACCAGUAAAUAUCAAUAACAGUAACAACCAAUUUCAUACAGUUCUUUAAAUUGCACCUAACACUUCAAAUUUUGUUCUCCUUUGGGAGGAACCGCCAUUUUCAAAACAAAGUUCUAGGUUUCUCUAUAUUUAUUGUUUACUGUGUUCCCUUUAUUCUGCAUACAAUCCUAUAUUAUUUUCCUUUUAUAUACUCCUCAAAUCUGGGUAUAAUGUUUAGUUAUUAACUUGGGAUUGGAUACAGACUUAGUUAUGCUUAGAGUAGCUCCCCUUGAAACCAAUGAGGUUUGUUACGCUAACUUAAAUCCCAUUGAUUUCAGUGGGCCUUCUCUAAGCAUGAUGAAGUCUGGAUCCAACCCUUAGUGUCACGGUGUAUGCUUGAAGUAAUGUAGGUCUCUGGUUAAUAAAUGUACUAGUUUCCUAUAGCAGAUAUCAGAUAUUUGAUAGGUUUGUCAUGCAAGAUCUAUUCGGAUGGCUGGCUUUGCUGUGAUAUUGUUAUGCACUCAUCAUAUAAUGAAGGGAGAGAGCUUUUCUGUUCUGCAGCUUUUCUACAUGCUGUUCUAAUAUUCACCUCACGUAUCAGCAUUGUUUUCAUUAUCAUCCGGUCCCACUUGCCCCACACCCCUCCCAGCUGGCAGGGUCUGUAUCAUAACCCUUUGAUGCUGUGUCGCAGGGGUUUGAUUGGUAGCAUCUGCCUGCUCUGUGAUGAGAUUCCUCUGAAGAAAGGCAGGCUGUUGUUGCCUGAUUCUGAUUGGCUGUCCCACCUGACUCUCCUCUUCUCUUCCCCCCUCCUUUUUCAGAGCACACCACAGCAGGCUGUAUUCUGAAACCUAA
Molecule: messenger RNA, 15475 nt
Organism: Podarcis lilfordi (Lilford's wall lizard)
Lineage: Eukaryota; Metazoa; Chordata; Lepidosauria; Squamata; Lacertidae
Source: the annotation of a GenBank genome assembly